Molecule: messenger RNA, 1270 nt
Organism: Meloidogyne enterolobii
Lineage: Eukaryota; Metazoa; Nematoda; Chromadorea; Rhabditida; Meloidogynidae
Source: the annotation of a GenBank genome assembly
UUUUUUUUUCUUUAUUUGUACACUUUUUCUCGAGUCAAGGAUAUGACCUGUGUGGUGCAGUGGUUUCGUCCCUGUUUACCAUAGUCCAAGGUCGUGGGUUCGAAUCCCCGUCUAAGUUUGAAUUCUUUUUAGUAUUUUUUUGUCGACUUUUUUCACUUUAUUGUCUCUGAAAUUGUUCUAAAAAAUUUUUUAAAAUUUAUAAAAAUUUUUGGAAAAUAUUUUUAUUUGAUUUUUGGUUAUUUCUUCUAAUAUAUUUUUUAUAAUCUUAUUUUUCAAUCAUUUCUUUUUUUAAUAAUUCUGUUUCUAUAUUUAAAUGUUUAUUUCUUCUAUAAAUAAAACAAUAAAAACAAUUCAAACAAAAUUAAAAUCAUCUCCACAACAAUACCAAGAAGCUUUAAAUUAUUGUGUUAAAAUUGUAAAAGAAAGGGAUUAUGAAAAUUAUUUGGCUGCUUUAUUAAUGCCCGAAAAUGUUAGGGCAAAAAUAUUUACGAUUUUGGCGUUAAAUGCAGAAAUAUCUACUUUGAGGCAUAAAAUAAAGAGGCACUCUGGCGUUGCAAAUAUAAAUCAAUUGAAAUUUUGGAAUGAUGCGUUAAAUUCGUUGGCUAGAAGAGAUGCUUUGUUGCCUCGUCAGCCAGUAAUUCUCGCCCUCCAAGCAUUUUACAAUUUUCCCCAACAAUCAUCUACAGAAUUUAAUUUAUUUUUAAAUUUAAUAAAAUCAAGACAACAAACUUUGGGUGAUCGUCCUUUUGAAAAUUUAAAUUUUUUAGAAAAUUAUUGUAAAUUACUUUAUGGCUCUUUAAUUUUGCUUCAAAUGAAUUGUUUAAAUAGACAAGAAUUUCAACUUGUAGAUGAAGCAAAAUUGGAAAAAGUUGUAAAUUCAAUAGCUUGUUCUAUUGGUAUAUUAACUUUAUUGAGGGCAACCACUUUAUUGUUAAAACAUGAUGGAAUUGUACUUCUACCACAAGAUGUGACAGACCUGCAUGGGUUAAAUGUGAAUUCAGCUACUCGUAGUGGGCCUAAUGCAAUGAAAGAUGUUGCUAAAGAUUUGUGCAAGAUAGCUUCUACUCAUCUCAAUUCUGCUCGUUCCUUAACCUCUUCAAUUCACCCUUCUUUAAGGCCAGCCUUGUUAACAGCAGGAUUUCGUUCGGAUUGGAUUUUGAAGGUUUUAGAAAAAUCUAAUUUUAAUUUGUUGGAUGUUCGACUACAUAGAAGACAACAUCCUUUUGCUGCUUUAAUACUUUGGUGGAGAUAUAGAAGAAGAAUAUUUUAA